This is a messenger RNA of Menidia menidia (Atlantic silverside), 8196 nucleotides long. NCBI's taxonomy places the organism in Eukaryota, Metazoa, Chordata, Actinopteri, Atheriniformes, Atherinopsidae. The record is from the annotation of a GenBank genome assembly.
AUGAAGGCCCCGCCAGACGUCAGAUGGAGAGGAGGAACGACGGAGAUAGUUAGUGUUGUAGAUGGCAAGACCCUACUAACGUCAGCGUUACAAUCCCGUUUACCAGAGACAUACGCCUGUUAUUUUAAUGACGGUAGUGCGACAGUUCACGCAAAAAGAAUGCAACGUUUUGAAGUAACUAGCAAUUAAUCGAUUGAAUUUAAAAUAACAAAAACGUGAAGGGACGGCCAGCUAUGUUUACAUAAUCAGAAAAAAGGUUUGUCUGGGUUUUUUGGCCGUGCAUUCACAUCGUACUACAAUCUUCGAAUGAGAGUUUUGAUGUAAUUGGUUGGGGACAGGGGAAGCUCCCGCAUUUAAGCUAAACCGGACAGAUUCUGGCAUCAGUGAAAGCAGCAGAGGGAAACCACCAAACUUGUCAAAAAUGAAAUUUACUGAACAUCUGUCAGCUCACAUCACGCCAGAGUGGAGAAAACAGUACAUCCAGUAUGAGGCUUUCAAAGAGAUGCUAUAUGCUGCUCAGGACCAGGCGCCAUCUGUGGAAGUCACAGAUGAGGAUACAGUCAAGAGGUACUAUGCCAAAUUUGAGGAGAAGUUCUUCCAGACCUGCGAAAAAGAGCUUGCCAAAAUCAACACCUUCUAUUCUGAAAAGCUUGCUGAAGCUCAGCGGCGUUUUGCAACUCUGCAGAAUGAGCUUCAAUCGUCCUUGGAUGCCCAGAGGGAGAGCUCUGUCAGUGGGCGGGGCCUGAGAAGAAGGAAGACGGUAUUUGCCCUUUCACAGCAGGAGAGAUGCAAACACAGAAAUAUAAAAGAUCUGCAGUUGGCCUUCUCAGAGUUUUACCUCAGCCUCAUACUGCUACAGAACUAUCAGAACCUGAACUUCACAGGUUUCAGAAAGAUUUUGAAGAAGCAUGAUAAGAUUUUGGAAACAUCGAAGGGAGCUGACUGGAGGGUGGCCCAUGUUGAAAUGGCUCCAUUUUACACAUGCAAGAAGAUUACCCAGCUCAUCUCUGAGACAGAGGCAUUGGUCACAACAGAAUUGGAAGGUGGUGACAGACAGAAGGCCAUGAAGAGGUUGAGGGUUCCUCCACUGGGAGCUGCACAACCUGCCCCUGCUUGGACCACCUUCAGAGUUGGCCUUUACUCUGGAGUGUUCCUUGUCUUGAUAGUCACAGUUGUCAUUACAGGAGCUGAUUGGAUUCGACCUGAUAGGAUUCAGCCUUUUGAAGUCUGGCCUAUGGUCAGGAUCUACAGAGGAGGCUUCCUGUUGAUAGAAUUUCUUUUCCUUUUAGGGAUCAACACAUAUGGCUGGAGGCAGGCAGGUGUUAACCAUGUACUCAUAUUUGAACUGAACCCCAGAAAUAAUCUGUCCCACCAGCAUCUGUUUGAGAUUGCAGGGCUAUUGGGGGUGUUGUGGUGUGUAAGCCUGCUGUCCUGUCUGUUCAGUGACAGCAUUCUUGUACCAAUGCAAGCCAAUCCGCUGGCCCUUUAUGGCUUCUUCCUCCUAUUCCUCAUCAAUCCUUUCAAAACCUGUUAUUACAAGUCACGCUUCUGGUUGCUCAAACUGCUGUUUCGCGUGGUGACGGCUCCAUUUCAUCGUGUUGGAUUUGCAGACUUCUGGUUGGCUGAUCAGCUAAACUCUCUAGUUGUGGUUCUAAUGGAUCUGGAGUACAUGAUAUGUUUCUACAGUUUUGAGCUGGACUGGAAAAAACACAAUGGACUCAUAAGCAACGGGAAUGACGUAUGUAACUCCUACUCCUAUGGGGUUCGUGCAGUGAUCAAAUGUCUUCCUGCAUGGUUCCGAUUUGUCCAAUGUCUACGACGUUACCGUGACACCAAAAGGGCAUUUCCGCACUUGGUUAAUGCUGGGAAGUACUCCACUUCCUUCUUUGUUGUCACCUUCUCUGCUCUGUACAGCACACACAAAGCUCAAGCAGAAGCCCAGAUCUUCUUCUAUUUGUAUAUCACCUGUUUAUUGGUCAGCUCAUGUUAUACACUCAUUUGGGAUCUGAAGAUGGACUGGGGUCUGUUUGACCGCAACGCAGGGGAAAAUACAUUUUUGAGAGAGGAGAUAGUUUACCCACACAAGGCCUAUUACUACAGUGCCAUAGUGGAGGAUGUUCUCUUGCGUUUUGCAUGGAUUUUAACCAUCUCCUUAACCACCCUUACUGAUUUUCCUGGUGUGUCCGACAUACUUGCUACUGUACUGGCUCCACUUGAGGUCUUUCGGCGUUUUGUGUGGAACUUCUUCCGUCUUGAGAAUGAACAUCUUAACAACUGUGGUGAGUUCCGGGCUGUCAGAGAUAUUAGUGUAGCCCCGCUCAAUGCCGAUGACCAAACACUGCUGGAGCAGAUGAUGGACCAAGAGGAUGGAGUCAGGAACCGGCAAGGAAAAAAGAACUGGAAGAGAAGCUACAGCAUGAGUCUACGUAGGCCACGGCUGGCUUCACAGUCAAAGACCCGAGACACCAAGGUUUUGAUAGAAGAUACAGAUGAUGACUCCUGACAUCAGGCCACGCCCCUUGCCUGGGUCCAAAAUUUAUUCAAAGGAGGAAACUCAACCUCUUAAAUAAGGACUUACCCAGAAAGUGGGCGUUAAAUUCUAGUCAAGUCAGAGUUUUGAACUUAUUAUUUUUCCGCAAUGCAUGAACCUCUGCUUUCGGUUCAGAGUUGUUUCAAGGGAAAAUGUUUUACCUUUUGAACAGUCAAACCAGCUAUUGGGCCAUUUCAUCUUCUGUAAUAACCAGUGGUGGGCUUAACACUAAAGCUCUACCUGACCUAAGUAGUGGGAUGAAUUUUUUCCAUAGCAGCCACAAAAAGGUGGACUCUUUCACUGCACCCAUACCCAGCCAUUGCUUUGGGCAUCUUCAAAAGCCUCUGCACAAACAUUGCCUCUAUAUAGAGUUCAAGUCACUUUGUAAUGAAGUGUUCCUCCCCCUUUUUUCAGUGCCACAUAACUCCAACACAUGGAGAGAGGUGAACAACUGCCAUUCUUUUCUGUGUACUACACUCAUGGAAAGACACCUUGGAAGAAAAAUGUGUUCAACCAGCACAUCAUAAGUUUUGAUGUGGCCAUGUGAUUUUACACUUUGAAUGAGACGGGGAUCUUUCUUCCAGCAUUGGAGAAUCGGAAAGUGCCCCCCCUUUCAACCUCUUUUCUUUCACUGUGGUGACAACAGACAGUGCUGAUCAACAAAUGGCACUUGUGGCCUCUCAAUCGGUCCUUGUUUGUUUAACUCUCCCUAUCAAUUCAUCACAAAGCUGCCUAGUAGUACCUAACAUGCUUUGGAAAUAUGUGAAACAGAAACGCGCAACUUUGUAUUAAAGUUUAAUUAGAAUAGAAUAUCAGUUUGUUCACACAUACACAGUAAUUUUUAUAUGUUCAAUUGUCGAUGGAUGUUUGAUAUUUUAUCAUUAUUCAUUGUUCUGUUUUAGAAUCUUGAGCAUUGACGCAUACAUAGAAUAGAAAUAUUUCCUUAGAGUGUUUGUAACUUGAGAGAAUACACUCAUUGAAGUAAUUUUUUUCCCAACUUAACAAAUUGAAAAGCAAGCAUUCAGAAUUAAUGGAGCACCAUCUGGAGGGUUUUGUAUAGCAGUGAUUCACCCCAUUUAUCUUGCAACAGCUUUCACUCAGCUUUUGUGAAAAAAAUAUCACCCUUUGAGAAAUUGUCCUUUUGAAUGUAUUAUGAUUUUUCAUAUAGAUGAGCAUAUGGCCGGAGCCUAUCCCAACUGUCAUUGGGUGAGAGCUGGAAUAAACCUUUGUGCAUCACAGGACAAUACAAGGAUGAACAAGGACUCAAAAAGAAUAAUUAAGAAUCAGUUCAGAAACAAGGACUCAAAAAGAAUAAUUAAGAAUCAGUUCAGAAAUGCAGCUGUUGUUAAUUAUAGCUCUAUUAUGAAUCCCCAAAGCUUUUGGAAUUCUCUGGAAAUCCAUGUAAUACAAAGUGUAAACACUCCUCUCUUGGUUGCCUUGAUAAGUUAUAUGUAUAUCUGUAAACUGAAAUGAAAAGGUUGCAGACAUUCAUUGUGGAAAAUUGUACAAUUUAUUGAUUUGAUAGGAAGUGUUUGCAUCACAAAAUUGUCAUUCCCUUUAAUUGACUGCGUCGAUCAUACCAUUUUUGUUUUUAUAUUAUGCUGGUUAUGCCAUUGUUUGGCAAUGCUGAAUAUGCAACAGGUAUUCCACUGUUGUUUCUAAAAGACAGCUUUGAUAGUGUUUGGCAAAACACUUCUCUAGAUGUCACUGUUAGGGUUAAAAUACCUUUGUUGUUUUAUUCCACAUUCCAAAAAAAAUCUAAAACCCGUGACUAUUUCUUGCAUAUGGUUUCAGUACUACUUUGAUGUAAUGAUCUUAAAAUCUAUUUGUCUUAAGGUUUCUUUUUUUACAUGUUUGAUUAAUAAUUUGUCUUCUGUAAACUAAUGAAAGCUAUAUGUAGUUAUUAACCUCUGAUAUCCAUCAGAUAGUUGACAUGAGUCCAUUUCCACUUAGAACUAACAGUGUCUUUAUUUUAUGCACUUUAUUGCUAAAUUUGAUAUUCCAAUUUAAUUUUUCAUUCUUUAAAACUUACAGGGAGUAUGGUUACGUUUUUGUCAUGUGGUAAUUUCAUGGUUUAGAUAAAUGGUUCCUUAUUUAUACAAAAGAAUGAUCAAUUUAGAUCUUAGAUGUAUCAGAGAAAAUCAUUUGACAAUGAUACUUUGUUUAUUUAUUUUUUAAAUUGAUUCAAAGCCUGUUAAGCCAAAGUGCGUUUAAUGACAGAGCCUUUUCCGUUCUCAUUAUCUUAAAUGCUCCUUUCCAUUCAGUUGAAAAAUAUAUAGCUGUUUGUAAGUGUUUUUGUUUUUUCUUAAAUUAAAAUGGAUUCACAGUUGUUACAGUCUCAAUAUGUCAGGUUUAAGACAUUUUGUACUGUUGGAGUAAAUCUUUUACAUUUAAAAAAGGAUGUGAAAAGUUAUACAUAAUUUGUAAUCAUCAAAAUAUAAUAUUUAAUCAUGUAUGGAAAAUGUAUAGCCUUCAGAAAUAUACAUUACAAUAAGAGCUUUAUUUGGUCUUUUAGUAUAUAUAUAUAUAUAUGAUCUUCCACCAUGCAGCCAGCUGAUAAUGUAAGAUGACAAUCAGAGCUGUUCAAGGAGAAAUUACAGGUCCAUAACUUUUAUAAACGGAAAAGAGAAGGCAUUUAACAGGACAUUAAAUUAAUAGGUUUUAAUACACAAAACUAAAAACAAUGUUUAAUUUAUAAUUACGUUAAAAAAAUUAAGGAGCCUGGGUUUGGUGCAUAUACUUUUUUUUAUUUUUUUUUAUUGCUUCAUUAUGAGCAGCGUAUUUCACUGUUGGACAAGAUGAUGUGAUUAUGAUGAGAGUUUUACAGAUUUUCCUGCUAAUUCACAAGUUCUCAGAAGCUUUUAAAUUGUAUUUAUUUAUUUUUUUGAAUACAUAUUCCAAAGAGAUGUUUAUCUUCAGGGCGGCACGGUGGUGUGGUGGUUAGCAACGUCACCUCCCAGCAAGAAGGUUCUGGGUUUGAGUCCCAGGGGACCCAGGACCUUUGGGUGGAGUUUGCAUGUUCUCCCUGUGUCUGCGUGGGUUCUCUCCGGGUUCUCCUGAUUCCUCCCACAGUCCAAAAACCUGCAUGUUAGGUUGAUUGGAAAUUCCAAAUUGCCCUUAGGAGUGAAUCUGAGUGUGUGUGGUUGUUUGUCCUUGUAUGUCUUGUGUGUGGCCCUGCGAUGGACUGGCAGACUCUCCAGGGUGUACCCUGCCUCUUGCCUGUUGACCACUGGGAUAGGCUCCAGUUUCCCCCGCGACCCCAUCACGGAAUAAGCGGUAAUGAUAAUGGAUGGAUGGAUGGAUGUUUAUCUUCACAGGGUGAUGCAGAAAGUAAUGUUGCUAGUCUGUUUUGGGGGCAAAAAAAGAAAGGGAAAAAAUACACACAGUAGUCUGGUGAAAAUUCUUGCUUUUCCAGCAGUCAAAUCAACUACUACAGGCCAAACCUGGCGAUAUCAGCACCUUUAUUAUUCUGACAGAACUGUCAGUAUAUCAGGUGUAUCAAACUCCAAUUGUCAUUGUCAGGGCCUGUUGGCAGUUUGUUCCUAUUAGUUUACAACAUUUUUAGCUACUUUUAGGUAAAAUGCCUGUGAAGAGAUAUUUAGCACAAUAUUUUUUGAUGAAAUUUUGUAAUCAGAAAAAACAUUCAUAUUUAACCAUGUGAGCUGAAAAUUCUAUGUUGCAUUGCUACUGGAAAAUUGUAACCAACAAUUAGGCUUAGCACCCUCAAAUAAUUAUUACUAACCUUGAAUUAGAAUGAUUUGCCACACCAAACCUAAGUUAUUUGAAAAUGUCUUAAGAAUGCUUUAGUAAUAAUGCAAAUCUCUAACAAAAGGAUACAAAAAAGAAGAUGGCUUCAGUAACUUGGAAUAUAUUACAUUAAAAAAGGAAAUUGCAUACAGGGUAUGAGUGAUGCUUUAAUUUUAGAUUAGUAAAUAAAGUGUUACAAACAAUGAUUAGCAGUAAAGUAAAAUAAAAAAUGUCAAGAAUGUUAUCAGUAUCCUCCUCAAAAUCAGUGUAACCCUUUAAAAAGUAGAAUAUGACAGCAAUGCUUUGACCUUGAAGGUUUUUUCUUUCUUCUGUUUUUCCUAAAUGUCAUUGGCUUGAAAUGUAUGAAAUAAUGUGCAUUUUUUUUGGAUUUGAACUUAUUUGAUAGAAAUUGUCACUGUGUGAAAUUCGCAUGAAUUGGAGGAAUGUUACUGAGAGUGGAAGUAUUGAGAACCUCUGGAAACAGGUGUGCAGAGUUGUGUAUAAGGAUAUUUUUCUGUUAAGGAAAUGCUAAACUGAUAGGGAACCCAGAAAGAAUGUUGAAAAGGUUCUAAUUAUAUUAAAUGUAGUUAAUUUUUAAAAAUGCUUAUUUAUCCAUAAGAAAAGAAAUGGUCUCCCAUCAAACUUUUUGGGAUCUCUGUCAUCGGGAAAAAUUAGGGUUGUGUUUAAGGCCGAAGCUGAGGUCAUUUUUGGAAAUUCAUAAAGCAAUAGUGUCCACUCAAUGACUGCUCACUCAAGGCUUCAUGUUGAAGCAAAUUUUGUGAUUUUUAGAAUGAUUUUAAUAUUAAUUUGUUGCUCUGCCUAGUGAGGAUGCUAUGCAUGAUCUUAUCAUCCACAAUGGUUGGCCAAAGUAUCUUUAUAUUUUUUCAUGACUCACUUGACAUCUGAUCUGCAGCAUGGCGUUGGAGAAUAAGGUUAUAUGCUAUUUAAGACCAUUUUGAUCAUCUUUUUACUGCAUAAAUCCACCAUUUGAGAUUAUUCAUACUCAAUUGCCAUGGUUUUCUCGGUGAGGAGAAAAAGAAUGUUGUAAACAAAACCUCAGCUUAGAUUAAAAAAUGCUCCAACUUCUUAAAGGAAGGCAGUUCUUUUUUAAACCAAAAAAUAAAGAAAAUACUUUUUGGUUUCUCUCUAUCUAUAACUUGGUUUAUUGAGAGGGACAAAUAUGCUGUUACCUAGAGCUCUUGAUUAUAUGAUACAUUACUUAUUGACGAAUAAAUUAAUGAGAAGCAUUGCAUUACCAUUAAAUGUGUUAUAGUCAUUGUGUUGUACGUAUGGUAGUAGCUGGACACCACCAUCUGAUUCACCAACUCCUGUUGAGGUUUUUCAGGUAAUUCAGCUCCAAAUUCUUUUUUAUUCUUUUUUUAAUCCUUAUUGAAAUUUUGAUAUUUUACUACAUGUAUUUAGUUUUUUUAAUUUUUAUUCUGAGCCUGUAGAAUUCCAGACCAGGGUAUUUUUUGUGUGGUGUAAUCUUCGAAAUAGAGAAUCAUGGACAGCAAUAGAGCAAUUCCUUUUAAGAAAUGUUUUAGAAUUAACUAUUUUAUUUAUGUUUUCAUUAUAAAGAGUUCAAAAUAUGAUUUGUAUUAUUUUGAAGAAAAUAUUGCAAUUUCAAAGGCAGCAUUUUAUAUUUCACUUCAUUGUGUGGAAUACAUUCACACAUUUAUGUUUUAAAUGUUAUUAUUUUAGGGUGGAACGGUGGUGUGGUGGUUAGCACUGUCGCCUCACAGCAAGAAGGUUCAAGGUUCAAAGGGGAACCAGGACCUUUCUGUUUGGAGGUUGCAUGUUCUCCCUGUGUCCACGUGGGUUCUCUCUGGGUUCUCCGGCUUCCUCUCGAAGUCCAAAAACCUGCAUGUUAGGGUUGAUUGGAUAUUCCAAAUUACCCUUGUGCUUGGUUGUUUGUCCUU